Molecule: messenger RNA, 1047 nt
Organism: Phytophthora sojae
Lineage: Eukaryota; Oomycota; Peronosporomycetes; Peronosporales; Peronosporaceae
Exons: 2
Coding region: 1-1047 (348 amino acids)
Source: RefSeq, a predicted model, not a curated record
AUGGAGAAGUACAGCCGCUGGUCGGACCUGACGACGGGCAUCAACCCGUUCGUGCCUCAGCGCCGGCGCUUCACGUCCGGCUGGCCCGUGAGCAUCUUGCAGGUCGUCUCGGGGUCGCUCCUGGCGCUGGCGCGCUUCCCGCUCGUGCUCGUGGGCUCCGUGGCGCUCGUUCUGGUGAACGUGGUGGUGUCGAUCCUGGCCGUGAUCCCGUUCCUGGGGCGGCUGCUGAAGCGCGCGACCGAGUGGCUGCUGUGCUCCCUGUUGCUAUUGAUCUUCGGCGUCUUCUCCUCCAGCGGCUCGUCCCGCGUCGGCCCCGGUGACGUGGUGGUGUGCAACUACACGAGCUUCCUGGAGGUUCUGUACCUGGCCAAGCGCUUCUCGCCGGUGUUUGUGUUCGCCACAGAGGGGAAGAGCGAUGACGGGGGCCUCGUGCACGUCUGCGGACUCGUGGAGGCGCUCUACCGGUCGCUGGCGCUGCCCGUGAGCGCGGAGCGCGUCAAGCCCACGAGGAAGAUCGCGGACGUGGUGAAACGCGCCUCAGGGCCGGUCGUCGUGCUGCCUGAAGGUGCUCGCAGCAACGGCAAGGCAGUGCUGAGGUUCAUCCCCGUGCUGCAGAACCUGCCGACCAAGACGCGCGUGCACCUCGUGGCGUUCCGCUACGAGUUCAAGCGCUUCAGUCCGAGCCACACGGCGGGCGGGGCCUGGUCGCACCUCUUCUGGACGGCCUUCCACCUGUACCACACCAUGCGUGUGACGGUGCUGAACGCCAAGGACCUGAACCUGGACGACCUGACGCCGACCAAGCUGCCGAGCUCCAAGAGCAGCAAGAAGCAGGGAGACUCCAAGACGCUGUCCACGGACCAAGUCGAGAAACUGCGCUCACUGCUGGCGGCCAUGCUGCGCACCAAGGCGGUUGACUUGGGACCGGAGGACUUUGUCUCGUUCAACAACUACUGGAAUCACGUGAACGGCGGCGGACGCCAGCCGGCGUCGCAGUUCACGGACCGCAAGGCUCCGCACGAACAUGCUCAGUGGGCCAAGAGAUAG